UUUGGUGUUUGGCAGUUUAAAUGUAAUGUACCUGAGUGUGGUGUUUUCUGUAGCUCUUUGGCUUAGUGUUAAUUGAAGUUCUUGGUCAAUGGAGUAGUGUCUGUCAUCAGACAGGUCCUGCAUUAACCCCAUUAUCCCCACUCAAGUCUGACACCAGUGAAAGAACAUGAGAAUGCAAAGUGGGCCCUCGCUAGGAUGGCAAUGUCUUUUAAUUCCUGGCAAUUAUCCUUGAAGUUCAAGUUAGCCAGCAAUUACUGAGUUUGGGAAACAUGGAGAAGAAUGAUACCGAUUUUUAACUUACUAGCAACUGUCUCUUUCAGUUGGGUUAACCCUUAAAUAACAUGAAACAAGAGUUAAAGAGACAGACCCUUCCUCAAGGAGACGUGCAUUAAAUCAACAAGUGGUAUGUCAGGAAAGUCACAGACGGCUUUAUCACCUCGAAGGAUGGACAUUUCUGGUUCCACCUACUGUUCCAGCAUCAUGCUGAGCCAACUUGUGGGCUGAGAUGAGCGCUCGGAUGAGAACUCCAAGCAGACUUCUCAACGCGUGCCUGUCAAGUUUGCAACCAGUCAGAUAUGGAAUUGUGUUUUCCCAGACAGAAGUGGAGAGUUACUCCUACCUCAUAGAAUUGUUGGAUAUGCUCUAGGGCAAAAAGGAAAUGCAGAGGGCUAUUCAUCCUUCCUGGUGCUAGGUGUUCUGCAGAAGCCGCGGGACACCUUGGCUCAGACUGACAGAGGGCCCAAUCAUGGAUUCUUCAUUCUUGGUAAUCUUUCCUUUGCUCCUGGCCCUGUCAACACCUUGCAAUGCUUGUGAUUGUAAAAUUCAGCACCCUCAGACAUAUUACUGCACAUCAGAUGUCGUCAUAUUAGCUGAUAUACAAGGACCAGGAAACAACACCGUGACAAAACAAGGUUUCAGAGUCAAUGUCAUUAAGGUACUCAAGGCUCCCAGAGGCAUCCCAACAAUCCACGAGAUCUACUCACCCAUCAGUUGGAAAGACUGUAGUUAUAGGCUGAGGACCACUCAACAAUCACUAUUACUUAUCGCAGGCUAUCUGAGGGGGGGCACAUUGCGCUUCACAAGAUGCCAUCUGGUCUAUUUCUGGUACCGGCUCACCAGAGAGCAGAGGCUAGGUUUUGAGGCAGCAUACAGAACAGGAUGCAAAUGUCAAGUUCAGCCCUGCCUCCACUGCUGGCGUUCCUGCCCUCAACCUGACUUUGGAGAGUGUGUGUGGAAACAAAAAGACUGUAACUACAAGGUAUGGGAAGGAAACCAUUCCUUGUUCUCCAUGUGUGUGCCCUCCAUGAAUGGGUACUGUGAAUGGACCCGCAUCCAGAUGAACUAUCCGUACCAAACCUCGGCUCCAGCGACCUCUGUUCACUAGGCCCGGAAUCAUAUAAUAGAGUUUAAUAUUCUGUCUCCUGGUCUGGCUGCUGUUAACAGAACUGAGUUAGUUUUGUA
Molecule: messenger RNA, 1461 nt
Organism: Prionailurus viverrinus (fishing cat)
Lineage: Eukaryota; Metazoa; Chordata; Mammalia; Carnivora; Felidae
Product: metalloproteinase inhibitor 1-like
Exons: 12
Coding region: 746-1384 (212 amino acids)
Biological process (GO): negative regulation of endopeptidase activity; negative regulation of membrane protein ectodomain proteolysis
Cellular component (GO): extracellular matrix
Molecular function (GO): protease binding; metalloendopeptidase inhibitor activity
Source: RefSeq, a predicted model, not a curated record